This is a messenger RNA of Betta splendens (Siamese fighting fish), 1724 nucleotides long. Its product is annotated as F-box only protein 44-like. Gene Ontology annotation, cellular component: SCF ubiquitin ligase complex; cytoplasm. The record is from RefSeq and is a predicted model, not a curated record. The coding region runs from base 403 to 1203 and encodes 266 amino acids. Gene Ontology annotation, molecular function: ubiquitin protein ligase activity; protein binding. Gene Ontology annotation, biological process: glycoprotein catabolic process; SCF-dependent proteasomal ubiquitin-dependent protein catabolic process. The transcript is spliced from 6 exons. Lineage: Eukaryota; Metazoa; Chordata; Actinopteri; Anabantiformes; Osphronemidae.
AAUGCCGGACGCCUUCGCGUUUCCCACGAAGCAACGAAGCCGCGUUGAGUUCCAGGUGACGGGCCGUUUACCGUCUGGACCCACCCUCGCCUAAGCGGAGGGUCCCGACGUCAAUGACGAGUACGACCCCACGACAUGACGCGUUCCGUUAGAUGCGUUGAGCCAUAAACGAAAGUGAUAUUACUUUAGAAGCACGAGGGACCCGCAGUCAUUUGCUAAUUUUAUCGUUAUAGGCGUAAUCGCCAUCUUUAGCUUCUCUCCUCGCGUCUUUCAGUUUCACUUUUAGAAGCGCCUCCUUGUCUGUGUGAGCUCCAUACGCACGUGCACUGGGGAUCAUCUGGAGGAGAUUUGGGACUGAACACAUUUGACUGCGUUACUCGCUGGCGUGAACUUGUUCCGGGUAUGAAAAGGAAAGCCAUGGGUGCGACAUCCAGCUGCCACGACCGGCGACUGUCCAGCACGUUCAUCAUUCCCGUGGAAAUCCUGGAGGAGAUCUUCCUGAAUCUUCCUCCUGAUCAGGUGGUUUGUACUUGUCAGCUCGUGUGUCGCCAGUGGAAAGAGGUAACGAACAGUGAGUCUUUAUGGGUUGAAAGGUGCAGAAGAGAAGGGUACCGUCCACGGAACGCUUCCCGAAAACCCAAAGAUUGGAAGUUGUUCUACUUCAUGUGCAAGAAAAGAAGAAAUCUUCUGAAGAAUCCGAUAGCAGAACAUCAGUUUGAUAACUGGAAGAUUGUGGAAAAUGGGGGUGAUAAGUGGGCAGUAGAAGAUGUCAUGGUGCCGCAUCCAGAUGAAAGAGUCAAGAAAAACUUUGUUACCUCUUACUUCUCGUGCAUGAAGUCACAGCUCAUUCAUUUGGAGAAAGAAGGUUACAACCCAUCGUUUAUGGAUGAUUUCCAGCCAGCCAUAAAAAUAUCUGACUGGUACGCACCACGGUGGGACUGUGGAAGUCAAUAUGAGAUCUGUGUGGAGUUGCUGAAUAUUGAAAAGAAGCCCAUCCAAACGUUUUCCCCCGAAACUGUUCACUUUGAGCAGUGGAACGAUCAGCAGUGGAAUCAGAUGACCCAUGUUUUCCAGAACUAUGGACCAGGAGUGAGAUACAUUAAAUUUACCCACGGAGGCAAGGACACAAAGUUCUGGGCAGGGUGGUAUGGGAUACGCGUCACCAACAGCUGCGUUGAGAUCUGUCCAUCAGAGGACAUAUAACUCCAUCUGCUUUUUCCUGCCUUUGUGAGAAAUUGCACAUAUGAUAUUUGCCUAUAUAAACUGCAAUUUUACAUCUGAUAGAAAUAUUUAAUAAGUUCUAAUAACCUUUGGACUCAAUUUUCUUGUUUUGAAAAUUGAAAAAAUAUGAACAAACACUUCAACAUUUAAAAAGAUGUAAAUCACACUCGUAUGAUUGAAGAUUCUUCUCUCUACCCGUCAGCUCUCAGGAUGAGAAGCCAUCAAUAGAUGUAGUUUGUCUAACAGGCACUUUAAAAGGACACUUUGGUCAAUGCUUAUUGUUUCAACAUUAUGAAGUAUUAAGCCAUCAGUUAUGUGACAUUGUUUGUGACAGAAUCCAAAAUCAAGUACGUCUUGUGUGAUUGUUCCUAGGAUUGCUACACUAAGCUUUAUUUUCCACUGGGGUCAAACAUUGUUAAUCACUAAACUAUUCUGUAUUGCUGAAAAACUAAACAAACAUUUAUUUAAAGAAAUAUGAUUAAAAUCAACAUAUGGGACACCAA